Molecule: messenger RNA, 699 nt
Organism: Entamoeba invadens IP1
Lineage: Eukaryota; Evosea; Mastigamoebida; Endamoebidae
Exons: 3
Coding region: 1-699 (232 amino acids)
Source: RefSeq, a predicted model, not a curated record
AUGUCCACCAGGAUCUUACAUUUCAAAUUACAUUUGCAAAAAAAUUCGAAAUUGGUAGAAAUUUGCACACAAUUUAUGUCAUCGUAUGGAUGUGCCAAAUGUACUGAAGGUUAUUACAGAAACUGUUGGACUGUUAUAAAUGCAAUCUUUCAUGUAUUUUGUGUAAUAAAAAUUAACAUUAAAGACUUUAAACCACAAAAUAGCAUAAUUGGAUGUAAUGUUGAUGUUAAACAAUUUGGAUGCACAAAAUGUAAAGACGGUUGUCUUACUCUCAAGUGGAAUAUGUGUGAAACUUUCUCAAAUAUCCAAGUGCAAAGAAAUAAAAAUUCAAAAUGCAACAAAUGUUCAUUCUGGUAUGAAUUUAGUCCAAAUGGGACUUAUCGUGAAAAGAAAGAUGUAUUAGGGGUUAUAAUUGUUAUAAUUCUAUUUAUUAUUUUUGUAUUAUCAAUUCUUGUUAUAGCAUUAGUAUUUUCUAUGAAAAGAAUUUCAAAAAUGAUACACACAAAGGAGUUAGAAAAAACAACAAUUAUAUUCGAAAUUGAAAAAUCAAAUGUCAAAAUUAUUUUACUUGCAAACAACAUUUGCGUCUCUUCAAAAGAACUCAAUUUCAAUUCUAAAAUUGAAAAGAUUCCUGUCAACACAGAAACAAAGAUUGUGUUUUGUGUAGGCUUUAUGUUCAAAAAUGUCUUAAAAAUUUAG